AUGCCCCCAGAGGACGGAAAUGAUCAUAACCUGGAAAGAAGGAAGGAAAGAGAAUCCCUGUCUCCAGGAGCCGCCCUCAAAGAGGUGAAGAGAGUCCUCCAAGGCCAGGCACUGGAGUGCACCCGCAGGGACCAUGGAGAGCUGGAGGGAAUGUAUCGCCUAUACUAUCAGUUCAGGUUCCAGUGGCAGUUUUCUUACUGGUUAUUUAAACAGCCAAAGUCAAUUGACAGCUGCGGACAAUCUACCUCCAAUGGAAGAAGUAUAAUAAGAGUGUAUCACGACACUCUGGAGGGAGUGUACAGGGUGCUGACGAAGGAGAUGCACACUACUUUGAUCGAUUUUGAACACUUCUGGCAAGUUGCCAAAAUUCAGAUGGCAAGAGAGUGUAAGCUGGAAGAGACAGCUGUGAACUAUGUCAACUGGAAAAUGGUUGACUCUGUGCCUUAUUACAGACUUUACAUGGUGUCUCGAAACUCUGUCUAUCUGGACCACUUAAAGGGAUUUCUGCAGCAGAAAAGGUUGAUGAACAAUUAGAUUUGUCAGGAAGAAAAUGCCUGAGUCAGAAACCUUCUGCCAGAGUUUUACCAGCUUCUAGAGUUUGGCACCAAGGCACUGGAAGGCAACACCUUUUCUGCCCAUCUGAGUCGAAUCAUCUGGUUGUAUUUGCACUGUGGUCAGCAAUUGUAUAUGGAGGCUGUAAAGGGAUUUGUUCUUGAAUGUGCACAAGCAAGCCUGGAAUAUUACACUUCAGUCACGCCAGUCUUUUACACUCAGUUUGUUCACUGA
Molecule: messenger RNA, 786 nt
Organism: Polyodon spathula (Mississippi paddlefish)
Lineage: Eukaryota; Metazoa; Chordata; Actinopteri; Acipenseriformes; Polyodontidae
Exons: 5
Source: RefSeq, a predicted model, not a curated record